Chelonoidis abingdonii (Abingdon island giant tortoise) is the source of this 2478-nucleotide messenger RNA. It is a transcript of the gene PLEKHA1, whose product is annotated as pleckstrin homology domain containing A1. The record is from RefSeq and is a predicted model, not a curated record. Lineage: Eukaryota; Metazoa; Chordata; Testudines; Testudinidae.
CUGUUGUGUAUGCGGGAAACGAAUAAAGUUUCUUUAUUUAAAAAAAAAAAAAAAGUCAUCAGUCAGCUGGGCCGCUGCGCUGUGCGCGGAGUGGGUGAGGCGGUGGCGGCGGCGGCUCUGAGAGGGGCGCCGCGCUGUGUGCUGUCCCCUCCUCACUGGGGCUCCCUCCAGACCUUCCCUGGGCUCCAUGUAAUGGUCAGGCUCAGAAAUGCCUUAUGUGGAUCGUCAGAAUCGCAUUUGUGGUUUCUUAGACAUUGAAGAAAAUGAGAAUAGUGGGAAGUUUCUGCGGAGGUACUUUAUCCUGGACACGAAGGAAGACAAUCUGGUAUGGUACAUGGAUAAUCCACAGAACCUUCCCUCUGGCUCUCCACCUGUUGGAGCUAUUAAACUUACCUACAUUUCAAAGGUUAGCGAUGCAACUAAGCUAAGGCCAAAGGCAGAAUUCUGUUUUGUUAUGAACGCGGGGAUGAGAAAGUAUUUUCUACAAGCCAAUGAUCAGCAAGACCUAGUAGAAUGGGUAAAUGUUCUGAACAAAGCUAUCAAAAUCACAGUACCAAAGCAGUCUGAUCUGCUGUGUCAACCUGAUAACCCAAAUCGCCAAGUUGAAAAUCCGGGUGGAAAGAAACAAGUGUCUUACAGAACAGAAAUUGUUGGUGGUGUUCCCAUCAUUACACCUACUCAGAGAGAAGAAUUAAAUGAAUGUGGGGAAGGAGGUGACAGAAAUUACUUGAAACGGUCACAAAGCCACCUUCCUUACUUCAGUGCUAAACCUCCCCCAGACAAUGCUGUUAUCAAAGCUGGCUAUUGUGUUAAACAAGGCGCGGUGAUGAAGAACUGGAAGAGAAGAUACUUUCAGUUAGAUGAAAAUACAAUAGGCUAUUUCAAAUCUGAACAGGAAAAGGAACCUCUCCGGAUCAUACCUCUUAAAGAGGUCCAUAAAGUUCAAGAAUGUAAACAAAGUGAUAUAAUGAUGAGAGACAAUCUCUUUGAAAUUGUAACAACUUCUCGAACCUUUUAUGUACAGGCAAACAGCCCGGAGGACAUGCACAGCUGGAUAAAAGCAAUCUCUGGGGCCAUAGUGGCACAACGGGGACCGGGAAGAUCAGCAGCUUCUGAGCAUUCCAGCUCUUCUUCAGAAUCCAGCUAUGCUUUCUAUUUUGCCAACACCGCAGCCACCUCACAUUCCACAGCCUCUCACAACAACGCUCUGGUCUCAAACCUUAACGCCAAACGCCUUGCCUUGGAGAAGCGAGGAUUUCACGAAUCUUUUACCAAGGCCAAGCCAGGGAACUUCAAGGUCCAGGCUGUCCCUCCAAGAGAACCAGCUUCCAAAGUGACUGUACAGGGCCUAUUGGAACCUCAAAGUAAAAAUGGCACUCAGGAACAGGAUCCUGGCCCAGUGGAUCUGGAUGAUGCAAGCCUUCCAGUCAGUGACGUGUAAUAAUGGAAGUGUUUGGAGAAUGAUCCAUCUGUCUGGUCCUCUAAUUUCCUUGGUCAGACUUGUAGCCAAAGAAGAUUUUAGGAAGAAAGAACAAAGAAAAUGGAACACUGAUUUUACGUAUGUGUGUAUAUACAGAGGUAUGUGUAUACACAGGUACAUGCAUAUAUAAUUAUAUAUAUUUAAAUAAUUAUAUACUGCCUUCAAAUUACGGUCAGAAAUGGCCCUUCUGCUUUUUCUCACAGCCUGAUAAUAAAUCACUUUUAUAAUAGGAAGGGGCCAAACUACAUGAUUGAGAUAUGUACUGCUGCCAGUAAAUAAGGUACCAGCAACUCUGUAUCCUCAAUUUGGCAAACCUAAAAUUACAUUCAAUAUUUUAAUGCUAUACUAUAAAAAAUGUAAUGCCUACAAAUGUGAUUAUUUAGUUUCAUUAUAAACCAGAUUAAGACUUUAUGCAUAUGUGAGAAUUAUCUCUCUCCUCUUUUGAAAAUGUUAUGACUUUUUCAGAUACUGGGAUAUGCACAAAAAGUCUUUUGUUCCUAUCAGAUCAACAUUGUCAGUUGAAAUAUUACCAGACUAAGAAUUCUAAGCAUAUGGUGCUGUAAAAUUCACAUUAGAACAAUUAUGCUAUUUUGAACAUUAAGCCUAUUUUUGAUGCUCUCCUAAAGGUGAAUUGUAAUUUUUUUGCACUUUUGAUUUUAAUGGACCACCUGCAAUGGUGUUUUGGAUGGGGGAGGGAAAUCAGACUACUACAUCUUACACCUUUUGAAGUAAACCAGUUUUAUAUUGCAUUACAUUAAGCUUUGCUGCAAUUACUUUGUAUUAAAUGACUAAACAUAUUGUUUAGGAUUACUUUUUUGAAAGAUUCUUUUUCUUAUCAGUGCUUUGUGAACAGUUCUUGUUUCUAUAUUUGGAUCAGUGAAAGACCUCAUUUAUUUAGUUUGAUGUCAAAACUGGUACUGAACUGUUUAUAGUCAUGCAAUUGUGGCCUGUAAUUUUGGUGCACUAAUAAUCUAUUAAAGUGCCUGUGUUUUUUCUCA